Molecule: messenger RNA, 6273 nt
Organism: Phyllotreta striolata
Lineage: Eukaryota; Metazoa; Arthropoda; Insecta; Coleoptera; Chrysomelidae
Source: the annotation of a GenBank genome assembly
AUCUUUCUAAACAAGGAAUAAAAGAUGGAUUUUAUGAAGCAUGCGCAACACGUUCCGUCAAAAUAUCGGAAGUACCACAACAUGUGACGUAAAUGUCACUAGAAGAUGACGGGCUAAAAUAAAUCUACGGGAUGUUUUGAGAAAAAAUGUACAAUUCAUUAACGAUAAAUUGCCAUUAUUAACGAUUUAUUUACAAUUAGCUAAAAUUGUUUUUAUUUGCGACGUACCAAGAAUCAAAAUUUUAUCGCUGCGAUGCAACACACAUUACAAGAGCGGGUAUAGGGAGUUGCAUAACUCGAUUUCAGGUAAAAUAAGAAUGAUUAUUUCACAUGAAAUGCAUAUUUGAAUCGUUUUUUGUCUCUCCACACUAUCACCAGCCGUUUUCCGAUCUAUAAAAAACUUUAUUCAACACAACAGAUGACGCAGGACAGCCGAUGCCGAUGGAACUUCGCCGUGGAGCUUCGGGUGGGAGACACCAGCCACCGCCAGGCCAGCCAUCAUCGUUUAAUCGAGACCUGGAUGGUCUGGAAGCAACGCGAAUUCGACAUCGCCAUCGCGAGUGAGUUCUUGAUCCGAUUAUCUGGAUAGUUCGGCCACGUUGUCGAGGACGCAGGCGACCGAGGGCUUUCGAUCGCCGUAACGGUGCAUUUAGCAUGUCAGUGCCUUCGAUGGUACAUCGAUCCGGAGGUUCUUUGAUAGUGCGCAGCCUAAUAAGCGGAGACGCUCUGUAUGACCGCGACGACGUCGACGGCGACGACGUCUACGCGGACGACUACGCCGAGAGCCAACGCGACGCUCCGCCGGGAAAUCACGAAGAGGAGGCCCGCGUAUCGCGCAAAGAAUUGCCCGAUUGCAAAGUGAAGAGAAACUACACGUGCGUCGGCUGCGACUUUUUCACGCAGAACCCUCGCGUCUAUCUGUAUCACUUGCGCGAUGUACAUCACGAGAAAGUGAAAAUCUACGAGUGCCCGAACUGCCUCUACGCCUCCAAGCACUUUCAGAAGCUGCUGCGCCACACGAAGAUGGUGCACGACGACGCCACCGUCGCGAAGAAGGCGGCCGACGAGGAGGCGGUCGACGACGAUUCGGCGGCGGCGGCGGCGCCGUCGUCGCAACUGCAACAACAGCAGCAGCAGCAGCAACAGUCGGUGUUCAAAUGCUCGGUGUGUCCGUUCACGGGGAAGGCUUCAGGCGCGCUCGCUAAGCACGAACGCGAAGAGCACAUCAAAACCAAGUUCUUUCGAUGUUCCAAGUGCACUUACGUAACGCACAUCAAGGCGCGUUACACCAAACACGUUAAGUACCAUUCGAUGCCGAUGAUCAAGUGCGAAAUGUGCGAUUUUCGAACGCCCUACAAAUGGAACCUGGACAGGCAUUGCAAGAACCACAACGGGCACGGCGCUUUCAAAUGUUCGGCCUGCAAUUUCACGGCCGAUAUCAAGCAGAGUUUGACGGUGCACGAGAUGAACCACCACGUGCCGCCGGUGGGACAGGCGGCGGGAUUGGGAGUCGGGAGACGGCGCAAUAAAGUCGGCGCCAGUGACACCACCCUCGCCGAAGAGAUCGGCGGUCACGCGCAAGCUCAGAUCGUCAAAAGUGAGCCCCGCUCGCCAGUGCUGCAAGACGACGACAGGAAGCCCAAAGUGAAAGCGCCCUCCGGCAAGUUCAAGUUGGACUUCGGCGCCGAUGGGAAGGAUUCGGACUUCAUCAACCCUGAUGACAUAAUCCACCAUGUUAAUGGCAAGAUUUACUUCAAGAACAAAUGCAAAUAUUGUAAUUUCAAGUCGGCUUGGGACAGUGAGAUGGCCAAGCACGAGAAGCGGGCGCACAACAUAGAUAGGGAAGACAGCAAGCCGGUGAUCAAGAAGCCUUCGCGACCGGUGCCCAAUCUCAUUCCAAUACCCUCGCAGGUGUCGCCGCUCAAGAAGCCGAAAUUCGAACUGCCGGACCCCGGCGAGCCCAUCAUGAGUCAAAAGGACAUCAACGACAUCUGCGCGAAGAGCUCCAACAGCGUGCUGAAGGACUUUGCUUCGCUGUUCAGUUCGGAAGAUGUAUUCAAGAUGACUCCUAAAGUACCUGAUCUCAUACCUGCUGCUGUGUACAAUAACAAUUAUACCUCAACUAAAAGUAAUAAGUCGACGGAAGAUUUCAAGCAGAAAAACGCCUCUUUUUUCGAUAGCCUUAGGGAAAAGUUAGAACUAGGCACGCUCCAAAACGGUAAUUUGACUUGUAACAUUUGCGGACACGAAAGCAAGUGCCUUACCGAACACGCUAAGCACCAAAAAUCAUGCGGAAAGGAAACCAACAAGAACCAAUCUAUCAUACCUUUACAUAACAUUAGUUCGUCUAGAUGCCAAUUCUGCAGGCAGAGGUGCAAAUCAAGCACGGACCUUUACAAUCAUCUGCAAACGUGCCCCGAGGCGCGCAAAGCCCAAAGCUCGAUGGAACCCAAAGAAGAGGAAUCGGACACCGAAGGUGAGCUGAGAAUCGACGAAGGCCAAGACGAACCCGACAACAAACCACACCCCAUGGAGAACAAAGUGUUCGUUUGGAACGACAUCGUCGUUCCCAUGGACAUCGAAGUCGACGAUUCGAAUUACGAAUACACGGACGAUAGAAUCGACGAUAACGUCUCUUUGGAUCUAUCGAUCAGAACCCAAUCGCCGUUGGACAGCGAGCACAGCGGCUUAGGACAAGAAUCAGUGACUCCCAACAGCGUUCAACAUUCGCCUAUACCCAGUACGGACAAGAUACCGACUCACGGCAACGACAUAUCGAUAGCCCAACACAAGCGUGUCUUCAAGUGCCCGCAUUGCACCUUCUGGGCGAGCACGGCCUCGCGUUUCCACGUGCACAUCGUAGGCCACUUGAACAAGAAGCCCUUCGAGUGUUCCUUGUGCGCCUACAAGUCCAAUUGGCGAUGGGACAUCACCAAGCACAUAAAGCUAAAGUCCGUGAGAGACCAGGCGCACGAGUCCGCGAAGGUCCUGAUGACCGACGAGACCGGCAGGCGCAACUAUACCAAAUACAACAAGUACCUGACUGAGAUACCCGUUACCGGCGCCCAGAGCAUGGAUACCAGCGGUGGUUGCGGCACCAGGCCUAAGCACCACGACCGGAACUCCUCGCCGUCUACCAGCAAAUCGGACUUGAAGGCCAACAAGACUUCUGGCAAUAGCGAUUUCAAUAUGAUGCUGAAGGGCAAUUCGCCUUUGAGGGCUCCGCCGUCUAUGAAGAUAUCCGAUGGGUCCUUCGUGACUGAGAUAGUGGACAAGAAACGCAGCAGCAACGAGGGCAAACGGACCCAAUACAAAUGCAAAAAGUGUAAUUUCAAGCACGCCUCCAGAGACAUCCUGCUGCAACACGUAAAAGGUCACUAUCACCAGCCUCAGCUAUCGACACCCAUGACCCAGAACCACGGUCUGCUAUCCUUGGCGCCGGAUCGACCAUCGAGCAGCCUAAGCGGCGUCCACAAUCAACUGGACGUAGCGCAGGAUUUGAGUUUAAGGGGUACGAGUCCUGAUAGAGAUGAGGCAAGUGUAAAUAACAUAAAUGGCGGGAAGGGAGCAGGUACAGCACCCUUCCGGUGCGGUCAUUGCAACCAGGUAUCUAACUGGAAGCAUGUCAUCCAGAGACACUGUCGGCUGAAGCACAGUGGAGAUAUCCGGGUCAUAAGCAGCAAAAACGGUCAAGAAAAAAUUGAAGUAGAGGAACUGACCGACGAGCCAGACCACGUCGACGUCGCCCAAAACGGCGCCUUCAAAUGCACCAUCUGCCCCUAUUCUACGGACGACAGCCAGAAUUACGACCGCCACCUUUCCGGCCACGUGCCCGUCGAAGACAGCAUACACAAAUGCCUAUACUGCAAAUUCUACGUCAACAAUUUGGAGGACCUCAACGACCACUACAAGUUGCACGGCAUCACCGAUCCCGACGACUUCCGGAUCAAAUUGGCCGAGAAGAGCAACGCCGAAGGUGACGGGAAGAAAUUCAAAUGCCAGACUUGUCCGUACGACACCAACUCCAAGUCCCAAUUCACCUACCACAAGCAGUUCCACAAGCCCAGAGGCGGUCAGUACACUUGUACCCACUGUUCGUACAACGUCAGCAAGCGGCACUUGCUCCACCAGCACCUCAAGGUGCACGGCAUAAACGUGGCGACCCACAAGCAGAACGGCGAAGUCGUCUUUUUCGACGACCUGGCGGAGGAUAUCGAAGAAGUGCCCAAUCAAUUCAACGUCGAUCUACAGAGUUUGCCGGACAUUCCGCUGGUUUGGGUGUCCAAAAACGGGAAAUUUUCGAAGAUGUUCAAAUGCCGGUACUGUCCGCACGUUAAUUUGAGAAAAGUCAACAUUCAAGAGCACGAAAAGAUGCACAGCGUCCGCGAAAAGAACCACAGCGGUUCCAAACCGAACGACGUUGAACACAAGUGUACCGAAUGCAACUACAUUUGCGCCAACGCUGGAGUACUAUCUUCGCAUUCUAAAGUACAUCAAGGUUUGUACGGAACCGUACACCGCCUGGUAGACCCGUCACGCAGCGAUGAAGAACAGAUUAAAGAGCUAAGUCGAGCCGUUGGCGUCCAACAAAUCGACACUUCCCAAGAAGAAGAACCAACUGAUUACAGCGUACUAGAAAGCGACGAAAUAGACAGCUCGUCCGGAACAGGAACGGUCCUCUAUUUCUGCAAGGAAUGCCCGGCCAGAUUCCUCAAGGAAAACGAAUUUGGAAUACACAAAAGAUUCCACGGCUCCAAAUUGAAAUACAAAUGCGACCAUUGCACCUACACAUCCAGAGAACACCCCCAUUUAGUUACCCAUUCCAAAGUGCACACAAACGAGUACCAAGACAGAACCAAAGUAUUACAAAACAUGUACGUGACAUGUUCCAAUUACUCCCAACCAAAGAUACAAUCAGUGAAACUGGAAAACGGCGAACACGUCUACGUGAUCGACAACAAAUCGACCACCGACAUGAGCACGCUUUGCAGCAUUUUGAACAAACCCGUGAAAUCGUCUCAGAAUGUGCCAUUGUCAGGAACGGACCUCUUCCUGCAAAAGUCCGAGGCGGAGCAGAAGCACGCCGCCGAAAUGGAGAUGUCCCGCGAACCGUCUCCGCAACGAAACCUCGACUACGACAUAACGGAAUUGAUGCGCGGCAAUCCGGACUUCAUCUAUCAGCCGACGAUGAAGAACGGCCGUCCGAAGGAGAAGCGCUACAAGUGCCACAUGUGCCCGACGGCGUUCGAGAAGCGCGAACAGUACAAGAUCCACCUGGGCCUGCACGGCUCCAAGCAGCGCUACAAGUGCGACGAUUGCGACUACUCCGUCAAAUACUACGCCAAUUACGUGCAGCACGUGAAGAAGCACAAGUUGAACGACGAGGCGCACGCCACGCUGACGUUCCGGCCCGACGACGACCUGGAAAUAGACGAGGACUUGGAGGCUGCGAGAGAAGACCAGCAGAUCGAUGCUUUGGCGGAGCCGAAGCAAGACGAGCCGGUUAAAGAUGACGAUAAGAAAAUCUCGUGCUGUUUCUGCCCUUACACGAGCAACAGGAAGGACGCCGUGGACAAUCACCAGAAACGCCACGCCUGCGUGUCUGGCAACAACAGCACGUACGCGUGCGAACACUGUGAUUAUUCCGUGCCACAAAGUCACUUUUUGCGGGAACACAAGAAGCUCCAUUUCGCGGGCAACAAGACCGAACAGGUGGAGGGAUUCAUGACUUGUGAUAAUAUGAAAUUAGUGAAGCAGGACGACGAAGUCGUCUUCGAAGAGAACGAUAGCAAAGAAUGCAACGGAGAUGUUUCUAGUAAAUUUAAUAAUAACGACGGUGAGAAACGAUUCGUUAAUGUACAAACAGGUGAAUUAGUAGAUGGGAUGGAAAUUAGUGAUAAGCAAUCCGCAGACGAUUGCAAAAUGGAAGUAAUUUAGUCAGACUUCUAGUGAUAAUUACUAUACCUAAUUUAAUUCAUCGGAAAAUUUACUUAAAUAUUAAUAAAUUUUUAUCGUGUUAACAUUGCCUUAGUCAUAGAGUAUUUUUACAAGAGUAUUUUCACACGACUUUAGAAAUGAAUAAUACAGUAGUAUUACCAGCAAUUUUCUUAAAUAUAUUAAUAAUUUUAUUUGUGUAUAUAUUAUCUUGUUCUGUUAGAAAGUAUUAAUUUUAUUUUCAAUGGGGUUUAAUGCCAAAGCAUUCAAUGCCAAAAUUUGCCAUAACUUAAUUGUUGUUUUUGUUUUACAGAAGAGAGAAAUAUAUUAAUUAAAAUGU